Molecule: messenger RNA, 1248 nt
Organism: Periconia digitata
Lineage: Eukaryota; Fungi; Ascomycota; Dothideomycetes; Pleosporales; Periconiaceae
Source: the annotation of a GenBank genome assembly
CCCGUGCGCGAAAUCUUGGCCUCGCUACGAUUGAUGCAACCCCACCCCAGACUCGAAUUUCCUUCAUACCCCCACCGACCGGCCAUCCGAAGCACCUCACGUCUCUCUCUCCCCGACGACGACCUCCCUCACUCUCACCUCGAGCAUCGUGAGGCUGUAGCCCUGUAUAAGCCCGCCAUCAUGACCAACAACGACGCCUACCUCCACUUGGCCCGCCCAUUGGGCCCUGCGCUCGGCCAGCCCUCCACUGCUCCUCUCAACGUGAUCGUCCAACCCCAAGCUCUCUUCGCCAUUAUCGACCAUUCUUUGCGCCGUCCGGCCGACCAGGAACGUGUUAUUGGCACUCUUCUCGGUACCCGAAGCGAGGAUGGCACCGAGGUUGAGAUCCGCAACUGCUAUGCUGUCCCGCACACAGAGAACGCCGAGCAGGUCGAGGUGGAUAUGGACUACCAGAAGCAGAUGCUCGCUCUGCACCUGCGCGCCAACCCCAAGGAGGUUCUUAUCGGCUGGUACGCCACCAGCAGCGAGCUCAACACCUUCUCCGCCUUGAUCCAGAACUUCUACGGUCAGCAGGGCGACGGCACUUUUCCCCACCCGGCCGUCCAUCUCACUGUUUCCACCGAGCCCGGCAAGGAGCCCGAGUCGCGCACCUACAUUUCUGCCCCCAUUGGCGUCACCGCCGAGCGCGCCGCCGACUCGUGCUCCUUCAUCCCCGUGCCCCACGAGCUCAAGUACGGCGAGGGCGAGAAGUCUGCUCUCGAGCUCAUUUCAUCGGCCAAGGACCGCGAGGACCGCACCCAGACCACCUUCUCCGACCUCGAAGCACUAGAAAAUGCCGUUAAGCACGUCCUUGAUAUGCUCGAGCGCGUCUCCAACUACGUUAAUAACGUGUUGGACGAGGAAGCUGAGCCGUCAUCCGCAUUGGGCCAAUUUCUCCUCAACGCCCUCAGCCUGGCACCCAAGGUCGAUGCCGAAGAUAUCGAGCGCGACUUCAACGCACACAUCCAAGACGUCCUCGUCGUCUCCUACCUCGCCAACACAAUCCGCACCCAAAUCGACCUCUCCAACCGUCUCGCGACCGCGGCUCUGACUCUCGGCACCGGCGAUGCGCUCUCAGGCGAAGGCGGCAGCGGUGGAGGCAACAACAACCGCGAGGGUGGCGAUAACAGACAAAAGGGCGGUCGUGGAGGCAAAGGCAGACAGAAUAACAACCGGUCUCAACAAGCCCAACAAUCGCAGGAGGCGUGA